AUGGCUACGACCACCAGCAACGCCGCCUUUGAUGAUGGCCUUGCCAUGGUGGAGGAGACUCUCAUCUGCCUGGAGCUUGACGGAGAAGACGAAAAGGUCAAUCAGCAUUUGGAGGCCAUCUACACGAAACUCAAACCAUUCCAAGAGCGACAAGCCGCCAAAAAGAAGGCCCAGAAAGCCGCCAUAGGGCAAGCCACCGAAUCCUCAUUGUCCAAAAUCCCUGCAAGAUCUUUUCCUUUGUCGGGAUGGGCCACUAUGCCUUUGUGGGAGCCGUCAACAAACAAUUCAAUCAACUCUACAAGGCAUUCUGUGACAGUGUACCUCUCCCCGAUCGUCCACUGCUGA
Messenger RNA from Seminavis robusta, 345 nucleotides. The record is from the annotation of a GenBank genome assembly. Lineage: Eukaryota; Bacillariophyta; Bacillariophyceae; Naviculales; Naviculaceae.